AUGAUUGACGAGUCUGGAAAAGCUCAUUGCCUAUCUUUUGAUGAAAAGGGAUUGAAAAAUUACAAGGAACUCUCAAGUGAUGAGAAGGAAGACAUCCAGCAAAACUCCUGGGAUGCAAAUGGGGCAGCACUCAAUUUUGAAGACGAGUUGAGCCACGUAAUUGGAAAUCUGAUGGAGACAAACAGCAAGUUAGGAGAUGUCCCAGUCAAAGUGAAAGUCAGUGGAGAUGGUGCAAAGAUGACAAGAUUGACAAAUUUCAUUGUGAUCAGCUUCUCUGUUCUUAAUCUGGAAGAAACUGUUAUGUCAUCAAAAGGGAACCACACAGUUGCAGUAAUCAAAGGUCAUGAGGAUUAUCACCUUUUGAGGACUUCCUGUGCAAAGAUCUUUAGCUGCAUCAACAGGCUGGUAAAGUCAGGAAAAAUCAACAUUAAAGGGAAGGAUGUGCCUGUUGAAUUUUAUCUAGGAGGUGACUAUAAGUUCCUUUUGUUGGUACUUGGCAUGAAAGGAGCCACAUCUGACUAUGCAUGUAUUUGGUGCAAAAUUUUCAAAUUAGACAGAUGUGAUAUGUCAAGGCUUCAAAACUACUGGGAAACUCAACAUGGUCGAUCAAUUGAGGACAUAAAAGAAUGCGCUUUAAAAGGUCAUUUUUCUUGUCAAUUCCAACCUCUGCUCAAUAUAAAGUUGGAAAAUGUUGUUCUUGAUGAACUACAUUUAAUGCUUCGAAUCACAGAUGUGUUGACAAAAAGCUUAAUUAACCAAGCUCUUGAAUGGGAUAUAAAGGACAACAUACCCAAAGCUCCCAAAAAUAGGUCAAACCAACACCUAACAGACCUGGUUAGGUCAAUAAAUGAAUGCGGAGUCACAUUUAAUGUCUGGGAGAAAAAGAAUGCAGAUGGGAAAGGCAGUGGGGUAUAUGAUUUUACUAGCCUAAUGGGUGCAGACAAGAAGCUAUUAUUGAAGCACCUCCCAGAAAAGUUAAAGAAUUGCAUUGAGGCAACACAUAGCGAUGCUGUAAUUAGUUUGUGGAAGGAUUUCAGUCACAUUUACCAAAUGGUAAAUGAGCCUAAUCCUUCAGCUUCACAUAUCGAUGAACUAUUCAAACAGGCUUCUGCUUGGGUUAAGCUAUUUGUAUCGCUUAGUGGUGUAGUCGAAGGGUGUGGGAAGAAACAGAUCACACCAUACAUGCAUUGCUUGGUUUAUCAUGUGCCAAACUUUAUGCAGAAACAUGGUGGUAUAAAGAAGUUUACAGGGCAAGGGGUAGAGAAGAAGAAUGAUGACGUACGGAAAUUCCAUUUGACCAAAUCGAACAAGUGGGAUGCACCUAAAAAUGUCCUGCUUGUGGGCAAACGGUUACAGGUGACCAGUGAACAAGAAAGAACAACAAGAUCCUACUACAAAAGGAAUAUUGAUUAUUGGUCACAUGAAAUUAAAGAAGCACGAAGUAAAAGGCGCAGGAAAUUGUUAUAUUCUCCUAGUUCCUGUCCUGCAUCGCAGGAAAGCAAUGCAGAAGACACUUUAGAUGUUGAAAGUCUAUCAAUUGCAGAAAUCAAGGAAAAGUUGAAGGAAUUGGGAGUGCAAACCCGUGUUAGGAAACUUGAGAAGUUGAAAUACAUUCUGCAAAAAGCACUCCAAGACUGA
Molecule: messenger RNA, 1638 nt
Organism: Dendronephthya gigantea
Lineage: Eukaryota; Metazoa; Cnidaria; Anthozoa; Malacalcyonacea; Nephtheidae
Exons: 10
Coding region: 1-1638 (545 amino acids)
Source: RefSeq, a predicted model, not a curated record